UUUGGUACCUCUCUCAAACAAAACAGUACCAACGCUUCCUUUUUUAGUUCCUCUUCCCCUCUCUGCCAAACCAUACUCUAUCCUCUUUCUGGAUUUCCAUUGCUUCAGAUUCAACUGAAACCAGUUUCUGUUUCUCCUUCAAAAUUUCGAACACCCAGAAAAUAUCUCAGACCUAAGUUGAAUACUUGACUUUAAACCCAGAGAUAGAGAGAGAGAGAGAGAGAGAGAGAGAUCACUGAUUUAAGUGAAGCUUUCUUUUAGACCCAAAAGAAAGUAACUUUGCUGACCAGAGUUCGAGACGCAUUAGCCCACUUUUGCAGAAUGAACCAAAGAAGCCACUAUUUUAGCGCACAGAGAAGAGAAACAAAAAGAAGCGAGCUUUGUUAUUCUUCUUCAUAGGCUUGCUUGGUUUCAUUUUACUGCAAAAUCGGUUGAUCUGAGGAGGAAGAAGAAGAGAGAGAAACGCAAGAAUGGGUUGCUGCCAUUCCAGUAUAGAAAGAGAAGAAAUGGUGUCGCGUUGUAAGGCGAGGAAGCGAUACAUGAAGCAGUUUGUUCUAGCGAGGCAUGCCUUUUCUGCUUCGCAUGUUAUGUAUAUACGCUCCCUUCGUUCUACAGGAUCUGCUCUGCUUCAGUUCGCCAAUGCAGAGACGACCGUUCACCACCACCACAACCUCCAACUCCAGCACCAUCUUCCACCGGAGCCGGAGCCGAUCCGACCGUUGCCGCCACAGCGGACUCCAGUGGCGAUGCCGCCUCCUUUACCUCCAAUGAGUCCGAGUUCUGACACGUGGACGUCAAUGACGGCCUCUCCUGCUCUACCGCCGCCGCCACCUCCUCCUCCCCCGCCGCCGCCGGUGUCGUCUUCCUCUUGGGAUUUCUGGGACCCAUUCGUGCCACCAGCUCCGGCCUCGUCGAGGUCAGUGACGGAGGAGGAAUGGGAAGCGACGACGACCACAGGGUCGGAAAUUGUCGUGACGACGAUGGGAGCAGCGAAUGUGACUGCGCCGCCGUCUGUGGUGAGUGGGUUUUCCAAGGAGACUCAAAGUAGUGACCUUGCGAUGGUAGUGUCAAGGAAUACCAAAGAUCUCGUUGAGAUUAUAAAAGAACUUGACGACUACUUCCUCAAAGCUGCUGAAGCUGGUGGCCAAGUCUCUAUGCUCUUAGAAGUUCCAACCUCCGGCUUUUCUAAUCACAGUAAAGAAAGUAAAGUGUACAACUACGGAUGGGGUUUGAGUCCUUCGUUGUGGGCAUGGGGUUCGAAUCCAAAACCAAAUGGAUUCGGGAAGUUCAGUCAGGAAAUGUCGAUUAGUAAUUUUGUGGCUAAAGAUGUGGGAACUGGUAGUCACUGUUCCACAGUGGAGAGGUUAUAUGCAUGGGAGAAAAGAUUAUACCAAGAGGUCAAGAAUGCUGAGACCGUAAAGAUGGAGCAUGAGAAGAAGGCGUCGGUGCUAAGGAAGUUAGAGAUGAAGAGGGCAGACUAUGUGAAGACAGAGAAGACGAAGAAAGAAGUAGAGAAAUUGGAGUCACAGAUGAUGGUUGCCUCUCAGGCUAUUGAGAGUACAUCAGCUGAGAUUAUCAAGUUAAGGGAGACUGAGCUGUAUCCACAGCUUCUUGAGCUUGUGAAAGCAUUGAUGUGCAUGUGGAGAAACAUGUAUGAGUGCCAUCAAGUACAAAAGCACAUAGUUCAGCAGCUGGAAUACCUCAAUACCAUCCCAUCAAAGCAACCAACUAGUGAAAUUCAUAGGCAAGCAACUCUCCAGCUUGAACUUGAAGUUCAACAAUGGCACCAAUCCUUUUGUAACCUCUUCAAGGCUCAUAGAGACUAUAUUCAGUCCCUCACAGGUUGGCUGAGGCUCAGCCUUUUCCAGUUCAGCCGAAGCCCACUGAGCCAAACUGCUGAGGAAUCCAAGAUAUACUCCCUCUGUGAAGAAUGGCACCUCGCCGUGGAUCGUAUCCCGGAUAAGGUCACAUCUGAGGGGAUCAAGAGCUUACUGACAGUCAUUCAUGCUAUCGUAGCUCAACAAUCAGAGGAACAUAAACAGAAGAAGAAAUCAGAUUCUGUGUUUAAAGAGCUCGAAAAGAAAGUGGUGCAGCUUCGGUCGCUAGAGUGCAAAUAUGGCCCAUAUUCCAUGCCCGAAUCGAUGAGAAACAAGGAUCCUGUCAUGGAGAAGCGGGCAAAGGUUGAGACUUUGAAAGGAAGAGCAGAGGAAGAGAAGAACAAGCAUGAGAAGUCAGUCUGUGUGACUAGGGCAAUGACUCUGAAUAACUUGCAGAUGGGGUUCCCACAUGUGUUUCAGGGGAUCGUGGGGUUUUCAAGUGUAUGUACUGAGGUUUUCGAAUCGGUAUACAACAAAGCUAAAAUCACUCAACAAGAGCAUGAUGUGAAGAGAAUAUUACCUUAAGAAGAAAUGAUCUGGUUUUGUACAGAUAAUCAUCUUGCUUUUAGCCAUAGUAAAAAUAUGAGCUUUUAUAUUGUAUUUACAGCCUCCAGUGCAGUGAGAUCUAGUUCACUCAGAUUUUUUGGUAGGAACCAGUUUGGUGUAAGCAGGGAAACUAGAAAAUUCUGAAAUCAGAGUGAAAAGUCUGUGUUAAGGUUGUGAUUUCUUUAAUACUACUGAAUGCUUUGUAUUUAUGCCUACA
This is a messenger RNA of Neltuma alba, 2640 nucleotides long. RefSeq names its product nitrate regulatory gene2 protein-like. Bases 471 to 2402 code for a protein of 643 amino acids. NCBI's taxonomy places the organism in Eukaryota, Viridiplantae, Streptophyta, Magnoliopsida, Fabales, Fabaceae. The record is from RefSeq and is a predicted model, not a curated record. The transcript is spliced from 4 exons.